This is a messenger RNA of Cynara cardunculus var. scolymus (artichoke), 581 nucleotides long. Its product is annotated as PLASMODESMATA CALLOSE-BINDING PROTEIN 3-like. The transcript is spliced from 2 exons. NCBI's taxonomy places the organism in Eukaryota, Viridiplantae, Streptophyta, Magnoliopsida, Asterales, Asteraceae. The coding region runs from base 1 to 555 and encodes 184 amino acids. The record is from RefSeq and is a predicted model, not a curated record.
AUGGGAACACUGUCCAAGGUGGUGGUGGCCGCAUUCACGGUGGUUCUACUCCUUCUCCACGGCGGACUUACGACGGCGACAUGGUGUGUCGCCAGAAGUGACGCCACCCAAGAAGCUUUACAGAUCGCACUCGACUACGCUUGCAGCGCCGGAGCCGAUUGUGCGCCAUUGCAGCUAUCUGGUCUCUGUUUUCUUCCGAAUACCAUUCAAGCUCACGCUUCCUACGCUUUCAAUAGUUAUUAUAUGCGUAAAUCAAUGGCUCCCGGAUCUUGUGACUUUUCCGGCACCGCCACCGUUGCUAAAACUGAUCCCAGUUAUGGAUCUUGCGUUUAUCCACCGUCGCCGAGUACUGCAGGUGGGACGACACCUAUUACGACUCCGGUUUCCGGCACUGUUCCGCCACCGCCAUUUGGAGGUGGGUUAACUCCGAUCGGCAAUGGUAUGGUACCCACAUUAUCGAGCCCACCGAUUUCUAAAGCUUUCCGGGAAUACUCUGUUUCAAGAAUCACGGUGGUGGUGUUGAUCUUUCAAUCGAUACAGAUUUUGUCUGCAUAAAUUGGUUAAAUUUAGAGACGUAGAUG